AUGUUGAGCGAAAAUGGAUGGAAAGUGAUUUUGCUGGUGGUGGUAUCUGUUGCCGCCGUUGAACCGAGCCGGGCGCUUAGCAUAGUCUACCCAAAAACGUAUAAAAACGUUAUGUUCGUGCCAAAAAAUUAUUUACGCAGACCCAGAAGUCGACAGUCCCGGGUAAUAUUCUUGGAUGAAGACGAAAACAACCAACCGUUUGGCAAAGGAGAAAUAGACCUGACUCAAGACAAGAACUAUUCGAAGAUCAAAUUUGAUGAAUCGACGGAUUAUGAGUUUACAUCACCGGGUGAUGAAAAGAAGCUGGAGGAGCUGCCUUCAGGGAAUGAGAGGUUUUACGAGCCUUUGCCUAGAUAUCGUACUUAUCAAGGGUUUCCGCAGUAUUACCAUGGAAGAUUUGGCAGAACAUACGCCCCGAAUUUCUCCUUUGAUCCUUUUCCUAUUGGUCCUGUUGCCUCUUACGCCCCAGCGGGGCGGAACGGUUACUAUCCUGGCUGGAAGCCGAGGUCUCCUCGUGUAGUGUUCCCUUAUGCCACAGAAAAUGUAAAUUCAGUGCUUACGAACUCUCACGCAGGUCCAAUACAGGAUAAUGUUGUGUUUCGUGAACAAAGUUUCGGUUUGAAUGACGUUGGUGAUGAACAACAGCUCCAGGAUAUUGGGACGGGAUCUGGUGAUGGAUUCGCGGAGAGAGGUGAGUCGAUUGUUUUGGAGAAUACGAUGAAUUAG
Arctia plantaginis is the source of this 726-nucleotide messenger RNA. The record is from the annotation of a GenBank genome assembly. Lineage: Eukaryota; Metazoa; Arthropoda; Insecta; Lepidoptera; Erebidae.